Molecule: messenger RNA, 1483 nt
Organism: Rhodofomes roseus
Lineage: Eukaryota; Fungi; Basidiomycota; Agaricomycetes; Polyporales; Fomitopsidaceae
Exons: 3
Coding region: 120-1274 (384 amino acids)
Source: RefSeq, a predicted model, not a curated record
CAAGCGAAUGCUCCCUGUUCCACCAGCCCCACCGCUGCUCGCCUUAAAGCCAUGCUCAUCACUGUCCCCGCCACCCAUUCUCAUCCACCACCAUCUCACCGCGCUCACCACUCACCGUCAUGAUUGAGACUCAAACCGCCCCGAGCAUCAUCACCUCCGAGGUCCCAGUGGUCAACGGCGACAUUCUGCGCACUACCGGCUCCCCUGAUGUCGAGCCCAUCGCGGACGGUGCCGCGCCCCCCAAGACGGCCGCCACCCGCCGGCCAUCCAUUGCAGACGCCGUCGGGAUUGACCUCGAGGCUGUAGGCAAGGCGGAAGCACGGAAGAUCAUGUCCGAAGAGCACCGCGUUCUCGGUUUCCGCCCGCCCCACGGUUCGCUUGCUGCAGAGGUGCAAGCCGCCGCCGCGAAGCACCCUGAGGGCAAGGCGGGCAAGCAGCUGCCCGACCCCGUCACGCUCAAGGAGCUCGCGCGUCAGGACGCCCAGCGCAUCCUCGCCGAGCGCAAGACCAACAUCGAGGCGAGCCCGCCCGGCUCGAAGGCCAUCCACUUGAACGGCACUGCGAAGGCCGUCAAGCCACCCGCCACCGGUGGCGUGAACCUUGCCUCCCUCAGUGCUGCGGAGGCGCGCACGCUCAUGUCGCACGAGCACAAGGCGCUGGGUUUCCGCCCGCCGCCCGGCUCGCUCGCUGCGGAGGCCCAGGCUGCCGCCGCGAAGCAUCCCGAUGGCGCGGCCGUCAUCCCAGUGGUCGACCCAGAGGUGUUGAAAGACAUCGCCCUCAAAGAUGCGGAGCGCAUCAAGGCCGACCGCGAGCUCAAUAUGGUCGGCGAGGUCAACGUCAGCACCCUCGGCGAGGCUGGUGCAGAGCAACUCGUGGACGCGACGAGGGAGGCUCUCGGACACACCCCGCCCCUCGACUCCCUUGCUGGCGAGGCGAAGCGUGCGGCGGAGGCGCACCCGGAGGGCGGCAGCUUCCCCGUGAUGGACGGCGAUGUGCAGCGCAUCGAAGAAGCAGGCCGCCAGGAGGGGGAGAAGCUGAAGGCGCAGGAGUCGCUGGACGUGGAUGGUGAGCAGACUCACAGCGUGAAUGGGCUCGUGGGCGACGUCGCGUCCCUCAAACUGAGCGACGUGCGGCGGACCUCGAGCGGCAGUGGCCUGGCCAGCCCCGAAAACUUCGCGAUGAAACACGGAGUAGGCACCGUCCUGCGCUCAUCGGCGAUGCGGCGCACGGAGACGGGCGACUCCGUGGAGAUCAUCGGAGACGUCAUUGGCUGAACGGCCUCUGGCAAGAUAUCCCCCUAACUUAUCAACCCAUCGAGCAAGUGUACGAUUGUCAUGAUGUUCGUAGAUUACAUAUGUCGCUGUCGUGCUAUAAUUGUCUGUUCCAUGUAUCGUCAUAGCUCUGUCGAGACCAGCAAUACCCCGCGAGUCGGCGUGUAUAUACAUAUAUCGAUUAUCCGUUUGAAUUAGGCUUCGUUAUCGAA